CUGAAUAACGAAGAUCACUCAACAAUGCCUGCCCCUCUCUGACUGCACUGUCCCGCCGCCGCCGCUGCCGCCGCCGCGCCCAAGCCAAGUCGAGCGGGGGCGGUGCCCACCGACGGCGCAGCCCUCGGGCCUGCCCGGGACCAGGAGGUGAGCCGCGCACGCACAGCUCCGGAGCGCUCGCCCGUCCGAGCGCCCGCCAGGUGCUCCGCCGCCCGCCGCCGCCCGCCGCCGCCGAGAUGCACAGCCCGCCGGGGCUCCUGGCGCUGUGGCUUUGCGCCGCGCUGUGCGCAUCGGCGCGUGCGGCCAGCGACCCCCAGCCUGGCCCGGGGCGUCCUGCCUGCCCGGUUCCCUGCCACUGCCAGGAGGACGGCAUCAUGCUGUCAGUUGACUGCUCCGAGCUCGGGCUCUCAGUGGUGCCUGCAGACCUGGACCCCCUGACGGCUUACCUAGACCUCAGUAUGAACAACCUCACCGAGCUUCAGCCGGGUCUCUUCCUCCGCCUGCGCUUCCUGGAGGAGCUGCGGCUUUCGGGGAACCACCUCUCACACAUCCCAGGACAGGCAUUCUCCGGCCUCCACAGCCUCAAAAUUCUGAUGCUGCAGAGCAACCAGCUCCGAGGGAUCCCGGCAGAGGCCCUGUGGGAGCUGCCCAGCCUGCAGUCGCUGCGCCUAGAUGCUAACCUCAUCUCCCUGGUCCCUGAGAGAAGCUUUGAGGGGCUGUCCUCCCUCCGCCACCUCUGGCUGGAUGACAAUGCACUCACCGAGAUCCCUGUCAGAGCUCUCAACAACCUUCCUGCUCUACAGGCCACGACCUUGGCUCUCAACCGCAUCCGCCACGUCCCUGACUAUGCCUUCCAGAACCUCACCAGUCUUGUGGUGCUACAUCUACACAACAACCGCAUCCAGCAUGUGGGGACCCACAGCUUCGAGGGGCUGCACAAUCUGGAGACACUAGACCUGAACUAUAAUGAGCUGCAGGAGUUCCCCGUGGCUAUCCGGACCCUGGGCAGGCUGCAGGAAUUGGGUUUCCACAACAACAACAUCAAGGCUAUCCCAGAGAAGGCCUUCAUAGGCAACCCUCUCCUGCAGACAAUACAUUUUUAUGACAACCCAAUCCAGUUUGUGGGAAGGUCGGCAUUCCAGUACCUGUCUAAACUGCAUACGCUGUCCCUGAAUGGUGCCACUGACCUCCAGGAGUUCCCAGACCUCAAAGGCACCACUAGCCUGGAGAUCCUGACCCUGACCCGCGCAGGCAUCCGACUGCUCCCGCCGGGAAUGUGCCAACAGCUGCCUAGGCUCCGGAUCCUGGAGCUGUCGCAUAAUCAGAUUGAGGAGCUGCCCAGCCUGCACAGAUGUCAGAAGCUGGAGGAAAUUGGCCUCCGACAUAACCGGAUCUGGGAAAUUGGUGCAGAUACCUUCAGUCAGCUGAGCUCCUUGCAAUCUCUAGACCUGAGUUGGAAUGCCAUCCGUGCCAUCCACCCUGAGGCUUUCUCAACCCUUCGAUCCUUGGUUAAGCUGGACCUGACAGACAACCAGCUGACCACACUGCCCCUGGCUGGGCUGGGCGGCCUGAUGCACCUGAAGCUCAAAGGAAACUUGGCCCUGUCUCAAGCCUUCUCCAAGGACAGUUUCCCAAGACUGAGGAUCCUAGAGGUGCCCUACGCCUACCAGUGCUGUGCCUAUGCCAUCUGUGCCAACUUCUUCAAGACCUCUGGGCAGUGGCAGGCCGAGGACUUUCACCCAGAGGAAGAAGAGGCACCAAAGAGGCCCCUGGGUCUCCUUGCUGGACAAGCUGAGAACCACUAUGACCUAGACCUGGAUGAGUUCCAGAUGGAGACAGAGGACUCAAAACCACACCCAAGUGUCCAGUGCAGCCCUGUCCCAGGCCCCUUCAAGCCCUGCGAGCACCUCUUUGAGAGCUGGGGCAUCCGCCUUGCUGUGUGGGCCAUCGUGCUGCUCUCGGUACUCUGUAACGGGCUGGUGCUGCUGACUGUCUUUGCCGGCGGGCCUAGCCCGCUGUCCCCUGUCAAGCUUGUGGUGGGUGCGAUCGCAGGGGCCAACGCCCUGACGGGCAUCUCCUGCGGCCUCCUGGCCUCGGUGGACGCCUUGACCUUCGGCCAGUUCGCCGAGUAUGGAGCCCGCUGGGAGAGCGGGCUGGGCUGCCAGGCUACGGGCUUCCUGGCUGUCCUGGGCUCGGAGGCGUCGGUGCUGCUGCUCACACUGGCGGCCGUGCAGUGCAGCAUCUCCGUGACCUGCGUCCGGGUCUACGGGAAGGCGCCGUCGCCUGGCAGCGUCCGCGCAGGCGCACUGGGAUGCCUGGCGCUGGCCGGGCUGGCCGCCGCGCUGCCGCUGGCCUCGGUGGGCGAGUAUGGCGCCUCCCCGCUCUGCCUGCCCUACGCGCCGCCCGAGGGCCACCCGGCCGCCCUGGGCUUCGCUGUAGCCCUGGUGAUGAUGAACUCGCUCUGCUUCCUGGUGGUGGCCGGCGCCUACAUCAAGCUCUACUGUGACCUGCCUCGCGGUGACUUUGAGGCCGUGUGGGACUGCGCCAUGGUGCGCCACGUGGCCUGGCUCAUCUUUGCAGAUGGCCUCCUCUACUGCCCUGUGGCCUUCCUCAGCUUUGCCUCCAUGCUGGGCCUCUUUCCCGUCACCCCCGAGGCUGUCAAGUCGGUCCUUCUGGUGGUGCUGCCUCUGCCUGCCUGCCUCAACCCCCUGCUCUACCUGCUCUUCAACCCUCACUUCCGGGAUGACCUUCGGAGGCUCUGGCCAAGCCCUCGGUCUCCGGGGCCCCUGGCCUACGCUGCAGCAGCCGGUGAGCUGGAGAAGAGCUCCUGCGACUCCACCCAAGCGCUGGUGGCUUUCUCUGAUGUGGAUCUUAUUCUGGAAGCUUCUGAGGCUGGGCAGCCUCCAGGGCUAGAGACCUAUGGCUUCCCUUCAGUGACCCUCAGGGCCACCAGGCUGGAGGGGAACCAUUUUGUAGAGUCUGAUGGAACCAAGUUUGGGAACCCACAACCUCCCAAGAAGGGGGAACUGCUGCUAAAGGCAGAGGGAGCCACACGAGCCGGCUGUGGCUCUUCCGAGGGUGGAGCCCUCUGGCCCUCUGGCCCUCUCUUUGCUUCUCACUUAUAAAUAUCCCUCCGUGUUUGUCCUCUCCCCUCCCAAUGAUGGCUGCUUAUAAAAGAAAGACAACUACAACUCCACAGCGGGAUAGCCAACGCCUCUGGCUCCAUUGUUCUCUCUCCACGCCCAUAACCCAUGAGCACUUCCAGGUCUUGCUUUGUCUUGGCCUUCAGUUUCACUUUCACCCUGGGCCUUCCCUGUCCAAUCCAAUAUAUCUGACAGAGACCUGGACAAUUUGCGUAGGAGAAGGGAGAAAAGCAGGACAGUGAAGGUUGUGAGGAGCUGACAGAACCAUGCACAGUGAAAGACACUGGAAGACAACUACCAAAGACAGUGGAGAUCUCCCCGGUGACAUACAGGAUAUAAAAUGUCUUCUGCGUCCCAUUAAUCUUGACCUCCGCUGUGCCAAAGUGCUUCCUGUUAAAAUACACUUUGGAAGACAUUGCAUUUUAUGUCCCUUUCUUAGAGUCAUGGGGUCCUGAGAAUUAGGACCUUUUGGCUUAAUUACUACAGCAGUUAAACUUAAUUAUUUGAUGAUAGGUUUUUGUUUGCUUUUCACAGAACACCUACAAAUUUUUCAUAGAACUUAGCACGGUUUUUCUCCCAGAGGACUCAUCUUCACACCAUGGAGUGCUACCCUAUGAUGUCAUAAGAUGCCACCCUCUUUCAAAGCCCCUAUGAAGCCAACCUGAGGCGAAGUGCCAGAGGUGACUGGUGAUCCAUCAUCCAGGACAGAUUUUGCAUUCUGCUCCCCUCCCCACCUCACUAAUCCUACUGGAGCAGACACCUGGAGCUUCCUCAGCUCCAAGGUGGGGUGGGGAGAAAGAGACCCUUGUGUGUGUUCCCACCCGACACAGCCCAAGCAGUAAUGAAAUUUCUGCCCUCAGCAAGACAGGAUUCUUAGGUCCUGGCAAGGUAAACACUGAGAAGUCUGUAGCUCUAUGGAUUCUCCUGAACUCUGUUACCUUCUUAGGGUUUUACAUUGUAUGCAUCCUCCAUGGCCCGGACCUCUCUUCUCUUCCCAGUCCUGUUUCUGGGAGGGGUGGACAACCCAGGAGAGUGGGUAUUGUAUUGUGGGUAUUGCAUCUUAGGGAGUGCUGUGGCUAUCUGAGACUCCUGGGUGCCCCCAUCAGGUCUUUGAUCCUUCCGUGUCUUCCUCUCUUGAUCUUCCUUACCUUAUGCUUUCCCAAGUGCAGUUGCGGGACUACACAGUGCCUCCGCCCCACUCCAAACACAGGAAUUCAAUCUCAGAGAGAGGAGGUAAGGCGUGAGAAGAAGCCGAGAUCCGGCAAUAGAUGAUGAUUGCUCCGGGGUCUGCCCCAACACCAUUUACCUAGAAAGGCCUGAGUUUGGAGCCUGAAGCCCAGUGGAGCACCAUCUACCUGAGUCCUCUUGUGAUCCCUGGUCAAGUCCUCUUUCCAAAAACUCCUUUAAAACAAUCUGGGAAGGUCAUUCUCUAACUUAAUAAUUAACUUCCCAUAGCUUAGCCUCUCUGCGGUCUCCCGAGUGCCCAGUGAUAAUUCUGUCAUAGGCCAACAAGUGGGGGAGGAGAGAUGAGUCAGAGGCCAUGUGUGGAGCUUGGGACAUUUCUAAACCUCCUGUGAUUCACUGAGUAGCCCCUGGACUCUAGAAGGCUCAGAGGCAGAAAAGGGUGGCUUUAUAACUUCUUGUGGCCGGUUUCAGAGUGGGCAUUCACUAAAUGAUAGCAAAUUUAUUUAUCAAUUGUUUCUGGGUGUCUGAUCUCUUUAUUUCCCCAGGGCUAUGUAUGGAGCCCUUGGUGGGAGGUGCCCCCACCCUGAGAAUUGGUGGUUUUCUAAGAUUCCCUAGGGAUGGCUGUCUUAGUUAGGAUCUUACUGCUGUGAACAGACACCAUGACCAAGGCAACUCUCAUAAGGACAACAUUUAACUGGGGCUGGCUUAUAGGGUCAGAGGUUCAGUCCAUUAUCAUCAAGGUGAGAACAUGGCAGAAUCCAGGAAGGCAUGGUGCAGGAGGAGCUGAGAAUUCUACAUCUUCAUCUGAAGGUUACUUCCAGAGAGCUAGGAUGAGGGUCUUUAAGCCCAAACCCACAGUGACACACCUACUCCAACAAGGCCACACCUCCUAAUAGUGCCACUCCCUGAUCCAAGCAUAUAGAAAACAUCACAAUGGCAAAAUUGGCAUUCGUUUGGAGAGCCUUGACUGCUAACAAGUUACCUAGAUUUCUACCCUGCUCUCUCUGCCUACACCACUCCGGGAUCAUUGUUCCCUUUGGUGUAAAGGAGUCAGCCCUGAAGUAGAGUGGAGUGGCCGUGUGUUGGUGGUCUAAGAAUAUGGGCAUUGUUCCUUAAAGAGAUCUUCUAUGAAAGUGAUCCAGCCCCUUUGGGCUACAAGCUUUAGCGUGACAUAGUCACCUUACUGCCUGCUUCUAAAUCUGGGCAGCCAAAGUUCAACUUUCUAAUUAAAGAAGAGGCAAGGGAGAUGAGAGUUGAAUUGUCUUCCAUUAACUUUUGAAAUGUCUAGCCAGGAGUGGUGGUGCAUACCAAUAAUCCCAGCAUAUCGGAUGUGGAGGUAGAAGAUUGAGUGUCAGGGUCAUCCUUAGCUACAUAAUGAGUUUGAGACUUUGUCUCAAAAAACAAAAGCAAGCAAACAAAACCUCCAAAUACUAGUCCAUAUACAUUUAUCCCAAAUAAGACUGAGUAGUAAAGUUUCUUUGUGUUUGAUUUUGGGCCUAAUUUCUAGCAAGCCAGAACGUUAUUCCUUUGGUUAUCUCCUUUGUGAUCAGUUGAAGACCUCAUGUCUUCUUCUAAGCAAAUUUCCAGGUCUCUGUUCUACAUAUUUGGAUCUGACAAGAAAGACCGUGAGUCUUUGACUGAUCACAGGAUGAAAAACUGAACUGUUUGGAGCACCUCUACUGUUAUCAUUAACAAAAUCUUCCCAAAUAAUGGCCAUGGAAAAGAAUCCACUCCGGGGACUGAGAUGGUGGUGGUAGAAAUGCCAGGACUUGGUCUGUACUAGCAUGGGCUCUGCGUGCUGUGCAAUUAGUCAGUGACACAGAGGAGAACUCAUGGUGGACCACGGCUUGUUAAGCACCUCAUCAAAAUGAAAAACCAAAACAAACAUAGAGCUAAAAUCAAUCGGAAGACUACGAGUUGGCAGGGCUUCUUACUAGGCCCUAGCUUUCCUCUUCACUCCUCUCCUGCUCCUCUGGAUUUACUUUUCCAAGAAGAGUAAAGGCUUCAAGAACAGGGGAGGGAGAGCUGGUCAUAGUCAGUAGGCUCUUGGGGCAAGGAUGGAAGAGGUGUUAGGAAGCCCCAUCUUCCUGGCCCCAGUCCCUCUGACCUCCUCUGCUCUGGGGUACCAAGUUCUCCCACCUGUGACCCACCACCUCCACAUCCCUUCUGGGUUCCAGUUCCCCCCCACCCCCAGCCAUGUGAACUAUAAAAAUUGUCAAGAUGUAAAUAUCCGGUUUUUCUGUAUAAUAA
Apodemus sylvaticus (European woodmouse) is the source of this 6578-nucleotide messenger RNA. RefSeq names its product leucine rich repeat containing G protein-coupled receptor 6 (gene Lgr6). The transcript has 18 exons. Gene Ontology annotation, cellular component: membrane. The record is from RefSeq and is a predicted model, not a curated record. Bases 237 to 3125 code for a protein of 962 amino acids. NCBI's taxonomy places the organism in Eukaryota, Metazoa, Chordata, Mammalia, Rodentia, Muridae. Gene Ontology annotation, biological process: G protein-coupled receptor signaling pathway. Gene Ontology annotation, molecular function: protein-hormone receptor activity; G protein-coupled receptor activity; protein binding.